This is a messenger RNA of Juglans regia (Persian walnut), 1785 nucleotides long. Its product is annotated as ribose-phosphate pyrophosphokinase 4-like. Lineage: Eukaryota; Viridiplantae; Streptophyta; Magnoliopsida; Fagales; Juglandaceae. Gene Ontology annotation, biological process: 5-phosphoribose 1-diphosphate biosynthetic process; purine nucleotide biosynthetic process. The coding region runs from base 160 to 1386 and encodes 408 amino acids. The record is from RefSeq and is a predicted model, not a curated record. Gene Ontology annotation, cellular component: cytoplasm; ribose phosphate diphosphokinase complex. The transcript has 7 exons. Gene Ontology annotation, molecular function: ribose phosphate diphosphokinase activity; magnesium ion binding.
GCUCAAAAGCGCGGAAAACGUUUUACUUCAAAGACGGAUAUUUUCGGAUUCAGGACACAAAUAGUCAUCGCCUUCAGAGACGGAGACGCAACGGAACAAUCAGCACGGUGUGCUUCAGUGUCUCCCUCAUAACAUUUCCACAGCAGCAUUGACUGCCAUAUGGCGGCCACUCGACUCCUUUCGUCCCGGCCCUCUCUCCAAAGCCCUAAACUCUCUCGCCCUACCCGCCCGAUCGAUUUUCUUCCUCGAUCCUCGGGACUCAAAUUCUCGAAGAAGAUUGUGAGCCACGGCAUUAGAUGCGACAUCACCAGCUUCGAAUUCGACAAGCCCCGGAAUUGGACCGAUCCGCUUCAUGUGAUCGGAAACUCUUCUCCUUCUUCCCAUUCUUCCUCUUCGGUGCCAAUGGCUGCCGCUGCUGCCCGCGAUCCCCCUGCGAGGGGUGUGAAGAAGGUCUGCCUCUUUUACUGCGCCGAGACCAAGGCCCUGGCCGAGAGAGUCGCCGCCGAGUCAGAUGCGAUUGAGCUCCGUGGCAUUAACUGGAGAACAUUUGACGAUGGAUUCCCCAACUUGUUCAUACCUAAUGCUCAAGGUAUCCGUGGACAGCAUGUCGCGUUUCUGGCCUCGUUCAGUUCUCCCGGAGUUAUUUUUGAGCAGCUCUCUGUCGUCUAUGCGUUGCCGAAAUUAUUCAUCUCAUCUUUCACCCUCGUCCUUCCUUUCUUCCCCACGGGAACUUCCGAGCGUAUGGAGGACGAAGGAGAUGUUGCAACUGCUUUCACUCUUGCUAGGAUUUUGUCAAACAUACCAAUUUCGAGGGGAGGCCCUACCAGCCUUGUGACCUUCGAUAUCCAUGCUUUGCAGGAGAGGUUCUACUUUGGUGAUAAUAUUCUUCCUUGCUUUGAGAGCGGGAUACCUUUGCUUAAAAAUAGGCUCCAAGAGCUCCCUGAUUCCGACAAUAUUGCCAUUGCUUUUCCAGAUGAUGGUGCUUGGAAACGAUUUCAUAAGCAGCUGCACCACUUCCCAAUGAUUGUUUGUGCUAAAGUUCGGGAAGGAGACAAACGAAUAGUUCGUAUCAAGGAAGGAGAUCCUGCAGGACGGCAUGUCGUGAUCGUUGAUGAUUUAGUCCAAUCAGGUGGUACUCUUGUUGAAUGUCAGAGAGUAUUGGCUGCCCAUGGAGCAACAAAAAUUAGUGCUUAUGUGACGCAUGGGAUAUUUCCUAAUAAGUCGUGGAAACGCUUUGAACAUGACAAUGGAGGGAAUCCUGAGAAUGGGCUGACCUACUUCUGGAUAACAGACUCGUGUCCAAAGACGGUAAAGGCAGUGAAGAACAAACCACCAUUUGAAGUUCUUAGCCUUGCUGGUUCUAUAGCUGGUGCACUUCAAAUAUAGGAGAGACUUGGGAGCAUCAAGUCACCAGCCAAAUCUUGGUCUUGUGUGGGAAGGUUAGUGCGUUAUUUUAUUCAGUUUUCCCCCUCCCCAUUGUCUUCGAUCCUCCAUCAAACUAUAUUAAGUGACUUUGGCGUCACCAUCCCUAAGAGUUCAUUUAAGUAUGAGGCGGCAGUCUUUAAGGCGUUCGGUUGGAUAGAUUUUACUGUCUGUAGAACACAUCUUUGUGAUGUUUACUUAACUUGUAUGGGAGAUCUGCCUAAAUUCUGCUUGGAAUAAGAAUUUAAGUGGAAUCAAUACAUUUGUGAUGUGUACUUAACUUGUAUGGGAGAUCUGCCCAAAGUUCUGCUCGGAAUAAGAAUUUAAGUGGAAUCAAUACAUUGUAUUCCUGGCUUCAUGAUA